This is a messenger RNA of Darwinula stevensoni, 1006 nucleotides long. The record is from the annotation of a GenBank genome assembly. Lineage: Eukaryota; Metazoa; Arthropoda; Ostracoda; Podocopida; Darwinulidae.
CCAUCAUUUGUCCUCCAAAGUAACGACAAUCUUAUUCCCAUAAGGUGUUGAGCGUGCUCGGCCGGACAGGAUCCCAAGCGCAGUACACACAGGUAUUCAAGAUGGCUGCGGGAAUCGCCAAGUGUAUCGUGUAUCACGAGAGAGGCGAGGAUGGCCGUCAUAAAUAUCGAAUGCAAGAUAUCCCGCUGCCUGACAGACUUAAAAAUAAGCCCGUUGCAGUGAUAUCCAUAUUUGGAAGAGCUAGAGAGGGGAAAUCAUUCUUGAUGAGUAGCAAGAAGGUACUCAAAGAAGCAAAAUCCCCCGGCUUCUGACCGAACUAAACACAAGCAGUCCUCUGGAGGGGUUCCCUUGGAGAAUGUCUGCUAGGAGGGUUACAACAGGAAUUGACAUAUGUGAUGAGAUUUUCGUGAGGACGUUGCCCAGUGGAGAAGAGUUUUUCACCGAGGAUAGCAAGGGCUUUGUUGAAAGUGGAGAAAUGCAUUUUCCGAAACUCUUCUUCCUUGUGAGGGAUUGGAAAAACAUUCAUGAUUACCGGUACGGGGUUGACGGAGGAAAAAAAUACUUGAACGGAAAGAUUGAGAUUGCUCCGAGUGAAGAAAAAGAGAGAAUCAGUGAAAACUUGCGCUGUUACUCGGAGACCAGCUGCUACCUGAUGCCUUAUCCGGGAAAGAAAGUGGAUCGUGAUCCAGAAUUCAAUGGCUCCCAGCUAUCCGACAUGGAGGACGCGUUCAAGAAGCAUCUGAAGGACCUGAUUGAAAAGCUCUUUUCCCCAGAGAACUUGAUUCUCAAGGAAAUAGCUCGCAAGAGAGUCUCGCUCCAGGAAUAUUUAAACAUUUUCAAGAAAUACGUGAAGAUUUGCAACAAUCAAGACAGCAUCAUUCAGAAUCAAAGUCUUUUUGAGGUCUAUACAGAGGCUCGCUAUAAGAACAUCAGCGAUGAAGAAUUCCAAAUGUUCGCUGAUGAAAUGGACAAGCUCAUGAUCUUUACGAUCAUGAUCUUGUCAUGA